AUGGCUUUUAUACCUUUAUUGUUAUGUUCGAUGUUACUGGUGCUUCAGUUGGAGAGCUCGUAUGGUUAUUUUAUAACGAUAGAUGCACACGCAGAGGAGUGUUUUCAUGAUCAAGUAACAUCAGGAACGAAGAUGGGGCUUAUAUUUGAAGUAGCUGAGGGUGGCUUUCUGGAUAUCGAUGUUACGGUAAACAUUGAAAUUUUAAGCCUAUAAAUGCUCCAGAAAUUUUUAUUUUUAACCACGUUAGAUAUGUUUCAGGGGUAGCUCAUGACUCAGAAACAGUAAAAUGUGUUCAUCCGCAGCGUAAAGCAAUCGUAAAAAUCGUUUCCUUAAUUCUUAUUAAUCCGAGUGUCAUGCAGUGUUGAAUUUCUGCAGAACUCUCAGAGUCAAUGUAAACAGAUUCAAGUUCCAUGUCUGUUGAAUAUUUGAGCUCAUUUUAAUAGGUGACAGUUAUAGCUCAUCUUCAACUUUCAUUAAAAGGAAGUUUUAGUUCAAAUAUUUGUUAAUGCUUACAAGUACACUAAUGUUCUCUAGAGAAUAGUAUAUGUGUAGGUGUUGAACCUGAACUCACUGUCAGGUUCAUAUCCUACAAAACACAUAAGCAGUGCAUCUUUUGAGUUUAAACCAUACUUACACUGCAAACAAAAACCUUUGAACUGAAAUUAAUACAAGGACAGCGGAGGUGGACAGGAGUUAGGUUACAUGCCUCAAUCUCCCCCACAGAAGCUCCAAUCAGCACCGAACUGUCAAACUGAGCCUAGCAAAACUAAAUUUUGUACUACUAUCUCAACCUUAGAAAAUUUUGAAUCAGCCUUAGUCUCAACAAAUAUUGACUUUCAUUGUAGGUUUCCUUUAACUUUUGUAAGUAGUGAUUUUGGUAGGUUGAUUUGUAUCACCAGUUUGAAUUAUUUAGAACAAGAACAUAACAUUUAGAUACAACUUAAUGAAUGUGGAAAGUCACCCUAGAAAGGAAUACUUGAGAUUCUUCAUCAGCUUCAAAAGGAUACCUCACCCUUGUUGUAUUAUAAUACACACAUGCAGACUUGUCAUAAAUUUAGUCAAGAUGUUUUGAUGAUUGUUUUUUGGACAUUACAGAUUACUGGUCCAGACCAAAAGGUUAUUUACACAGGAGAGAGGGAGACCAAUGGAAAGUAUGCAUUUGCCGCAUACAUGGAUGGCACUUAUCAUUACUGCUUUAGCAACAAAAUGUCUUCAAUGACACCAAAAAUAGUAAAGUUUUCCAUGGAUCUGGGAGAGCCACCUAAGGACACCAGUAAAGAAGAAGGUGAGUGGAGUCAAUAAAAUUGAGAGAAUUCAACAAUUGCCACUGGCAAGUUAUGGAAAAAAAUUGAAUAACCACAAAAUGGAUUAGAACCUGGGUUAGUCACACUUUCAUGACUGAAUGAUCUGCCAACUGUGCUUCAGACAACUCGUCACCAAGGUUGUCAUUAGAAGCCUGUAGUAUGUGGAAACCUGCCAACUGUCACACCAUUUUACACCAGCUACCUUACCGAUUCUGAUCAAAGACAAAAAUUUGUCGUUUUUGGGCUGAUUCAAACAUCAAUAUCUGGGUAAAGUCAGUUACUCAGAUAUAUCCCACAAUGCUGGAAAUCACAUCUCAAAAGAGUUUGUGAAUAUUCCUGGGGCAGCAUGCCCCUACAUUUCCCCUUAUUCAAAGAAAAAUAUCAAUGCUGUGAGGCUGUCUUCCCUCCAACUAACACAUGUGUGGUGCACUGAAUAUAAAUGUUAAGUUUCCAAGGAUUACUAAAAUUUUCUUAUCUGAGCGUUAAGAAAUUUUUCUAUUAUUUUCACAAGGUGCAAAUCAUGAUAAGCUUAGUGAAAUGAUUGGACAAUUGUCUGAGGCAAUGACUGGAGUGAAACAUGAACAGGAAUACAUGGAAGUUAGAGAAAGAAUUCACAGAGCAAGUGAGUAUAUUGCAUCAGGUGAAUAUUCAGUGGAUUUAUUUGUUAGAUUUAUAAUUUUGGUUUCUUUGUAUCUUCCUUCUGCAGUCAAUGACAACACAAACAGCCGCGUUGUUUGGUGGUCUUUCUUUGAGUCCCUAGUGCUGGUUGCUAUGACGCUAGGACAAGUUUUCUACCUCAAACGAUUCUUUGAAGUCAGAAGAGUGGUUUAAGUUGUAACAUUGAUUUUUUAGCAAAAUUCAAAAACUGUAUUGUACAGAGAGAUAUGAGGUACAAUUGUGUUCACAAAGUAAAGCAAAUUUACUUUUUCAAAAACCAGUAACAACUAUUCGUAUAACACAAUUUUCCUUUUCUUUAUUGGCUUUUUGAUACUUUGCCAAUGUAGAAACUUUUUUUUGUUUUUUUUUUGAGUCAAGGACUGUCAUUUCAAACACUGUUCACUGUAGUGCAACAAACUAUACUGAUGAAUGCUCAGUUGUUAUGGAGAGGACAACAAUUCCCAUUACUGGUUAUCCCAUAGUGUUCCUUAGAUGAUUAAUUGAGACCCAAAGCCAAGGGGUUUGAAUUUUAACCAAGAUCUGGUUAUUUAAAUGGGGAUAAGCUAUCAUUAAGUGAAACUGUCUUCCAAACCAUUUUCAAUUUAGCCAAAAUAAUGUUGAAUGAAACCAUUGAUUUUCUAUGAACUGUGAUAAUUGCUGUGAGGCUUUCACUAGACAUAAACACUCAUCGACUUCACUCUUAUAGCAAAAAAUAUUGUGGUCCAUUGAUUGUCUAAAACUGCCUCUUUAGUUUUUGUGCAGACUUGCAUGGUUUAGGGUGAAGUUCAGGAAAAUUAUAAAUUACAUUUCCCUUAAAAAAGCCACAAUGUCAAGAGGACUGCUUUUCCUUUAAGCUCUUCCUUUUGGUGUUUACAAAUUGUAUCAGAGAGACAUCUUGAGUAGAAACCAGCCUUUGUCUAAGUGAAUCCACAGAUCCUUUCUCAACAUGUUGUAGAAAGCUUUUGUCUCCUUUUUAACUUACAUGUAACUGUUGUUGGAAUUAAAUAAAGGAAAUUGUCAUCCUUAAAGCCUUGAACCCCUAAGAGUGACUGGCAUGUAAUUUCUCCUCACAAUGUCACCCCUGUAUCAAACACAAAAGUCACAAGAUUAAGGGAAAUGAUCAACAACCAAUGAGUUCUUAACUUCCAAACAAAUUCUCCUUUUCAGCUUCUCAAGAGAUGUAUAGAGAACAGUAUGGCGAAUAUGCACACUGAUGUUAGGGUGUAGAUGGUUAAGGCUGAUUUUUCUGGUGGAUAUUUGUGGUAGUUAUCUUUAAAUAUGAAUAAUCGCAUG
This is a messenger RNA of Pocillopora meandrina, 3254 nucleotides long. Lineage: Eukaryota; Metazoa; Cnidaria; Anthozoa; Scleractinia; Pocilloporidae. The record is from the annotation of a GenBank genome assembly.